AUGACACAGUACGAAUACUACCUCGGCGCCUUGGGCCUUGUCGCGGGCCUCUCGCUCUACGUCGGCCUCCGGGCGCCGUCCAUGCGCACGCUCCUCCUCACGUGCCUGGCGUGGAUCAAGGGUGUCCCGAUUGUCUGGGUCGACUCGCCGGCGCUGGCCGCCAAGGUGCUCAAGGCGUCGACGUACAAGGGCAUCUUUAUCGAGCGCGUGUACGGCGAGCCAGCGUGGUUCCCGAUCGUGUCGCUCGAGUCGGUGGACGACCCGCAGUGGAGCCGCAUGAAGGCCAACCUCAUGCACCUCAUGAAGAAAUUGCCGUCGUCGCAGGCGCUGCAGACCAUCACGACGCGCAUCACCGACAAGUACCUCGCGGACCACGACGUCUUGGACUCGAACGGCAUCGUGUACAUUACGGUCGCUGCGUUUUACGAGUGGAUCUUUGCCAAGGCCUUCCCGGCCGACGCGACCUUUGUGUGCGACUCGACGUGGGAGUGGCGCAAGGAGCUCGCGCUCAAGGGCAAGGGCGACAUGGCGCUCAAGCAGCGCGUCGUCGACUGGACCAUCGAGCAAGUCAAGGCAACCCCCGCGAUUUUUGACAUCUUUGGCGACAAAUGGGCCGAGCCCGAGUACUUUUCGCUCUUGCUGCAACCCUUCUUCCUCUCGCCCGCGAUCAACGUCUCGGACGUGGCUGUCACCAUGGGCUCGCUUGCGCGCCGGGAGAUGCUCGACGAGAACCUCGGCGACACGAUCAACAAGGCGCUCGAUAUGGCGCACCCGUUUGUGAUUGCGGAGCGCUUCCUCGAGCACGGCCUCGAGACGGACGACGUCAAGAUCGCGCCCGGCACCCAAGUCUUCAUCCCGAUGGACUACAUGACGACGGACAAUGUGAUUCGGUUCGGCGCGGGCGCGCGCAAGUGCCCCGGGCAGUUCCAGGGCACGGCGCUCAUGCUCGGCCUCUUCCAAAAGCAUGUGCUGGAAAGCCCGAAAUUCCAGCCGGCGCUCCACCACAAGUACUCGGGGCGCGACCAAGACGGUCAAGAAACGUUCACGGAGCUCGUGUACCAGGCGUACGUCAUUGGCGCGUCGUUCUACGAUGCGAUCGUGACGGCGCUGUCGCCGGCCAAGACCGCAGCCUAG
This is a messenger RNA of Saprolegnia parasitica CBS 223.65, 1134 nucleotides long. RefSeq lists its product as hypothetical. Lineage: Eukaryota; Oomycota; Saprolegniomycetes; Saprolegniales; Saprolegniaceae. The coding region runs from base 1 to 1134 and encodes 377 amino acids. The record is from RefSeq and is a predicted model, not a curated record. Gene Ontology annotation, molecular function: heme binding; oxidoreductase activity, acting on paired donors, with incorporation or reduction of molecular oxygen; iron ion binding. The transcript has a single exon.